AUAAAAUUGUGGGGGAUUGAAAAAGAAAUAUAUAAAAAUUCCAGGGGAUUGGUGGCGAAUUAAUUAUUUGUUGAAAAAUACAGCAGAAUAAUCUCUGAAAUAUUAAUUAAAUAAUGAAUUAAAAAUCUCCCAUUCACUGUUAAAAACAUUAAAUCUAAAGCAGCUUAGGUUAACACCGCAGAAGGCCGGCAAAAGAGGUGUUCUGACUGUAAGAAUACGGGUUUAUUUCAUGCACAAACCCUCACCCCCAAAUUUAAAUUGUAUCGUCUCUGUCAGACUCCUGAAAAAUAGGGUCCAAAUCCGAUCUCAUCCAUUUAAAACAUCUCCUCACUGCUCUGAAAAAUACUGAAAAUGGCAGGGUUUAUGUGGUGGAUUAUUCUCAGUGUUUUUGUACUGCAACACGCCUUUGUAGGUAUGGCCUGGACUGGCGAGAUCCAUGGCAGAGUUUUCUGUGAUGUCUGUGGAGAUGGAUCCAUGGGCCCCGAAGACGAUUUUCUCGAAGGAGCUGAGGUUGCAGUUCUCUGUAUGACCAUAUCAGGAGAGGUCCUCAAUUAUCAGGCAUUUACAAACUCAAAGGGAAUUUUCACAGUAGCAGAGACAAUGUCCGAAAGCAACCGUUGGGAUAUGUGCUUGGCAAGGCCAAUCAGUAGCAUUCACCAAGACUGUAAUCUACCAGGGAUAAAUAAUUCUGCAACCAAGUUUUCGUACACUCUCUCCUCAGGCCAUUCAUACACAGUUAGAUCAUUUUCAUAUCAGCCUGUCAAGACUCCCAUGUACUGCAGUUAAAUACUGUUUGACCAUGGCAGAGGCCUAAAGCUAAGCCUUGAAUUUAUAGCUUUAGUCCAUUAGGUAGUGAACCUGGAAAGUCUCUUUCCAUCACAAGGGUGUUAUUUUUCAACUGUGUAAAGUGUGCAUCUUAAUUUUUAUCUAUGCUAGGGCUAAAGUCACCAUGCAAAUUUUUUGGUGAUGUUAAAAGUGCCCACCUAGUUAUCUAAUAUUUUAAUCGUGUAUCUAGUUAAUGUGCAUAGCAGAUGCACGGCAAGCAAAUACGGUGCAGCUGAAAGCUGCCCUUUUGGCUUUGUUCUUCUAAUGAAGAAUCUGCCAAUUACUAAAAGCUGUAAAUUAAUAUACAAGACAGACUUACAUAUCAUAGAUAUUUAGUGUAUUCAACAUUUUACAUAUAACAAGAUGUGUUGCCUUCUGUA
Messenger RNA from Cryptomeria japonica (Japanese cedar), 1205 nucleotides. RefSeq lists its product as uncharacterized. NCBI's taxonomy places the organism in Eukaryota, Viridiplantae, Streptophyta, Pinopsida, Cupressales, Cupressaceae. The transcript has 2 exons. The record is from RefSeq and is a predicted model, not a curated record. The coding region runs from base 352 to 786 and encodes 144 amino acids.